AUGUGUUUCUGCCGGAAAGUCCAGGCAUCAAAUUACGGAAAAACGUUAACGUUGACGGAGGAUUUCUCCCGGGGUUCAACGAGAGCAACAAGUGACGGCCCGUACGAUUGUCAGAACACCAGCCAGCCAACACAAUUCAAGAUGAAGUCCCUCGAGACUUUUUUUGGAAUCGGCAACAAUAGCUCCGCCCGCCUUAUGUCCCGCUUCAACAUCCACCCGACCUGCCGCGUCGGCGAGCUGGCCAACAAGCAGGUUCUCGACCUCACAGCCGUGCUGUCUGAGAUGAAAAUUGAGAACGAUCUGCGCAGAGAAGUUCUGAACGAUAUCAAGCGCAUGAAGGAGACCGGAACUUACCGCGGCCGACGUCAUGCGCUGGGCUUGCCUGUGAGAGGACAGCGGACACGGACUCAAGUGGGUUUCCUUUCUUCUCUCUCGUGA
Penicillium egyptiacum is the source of this 438-nucleotide messenger RNA. The record is from the annotation of a GenBank genome assembly. Lineage: Eukaryota; Fungi; Ascomycota; Eurotiomycetes; Eurotiales; Aspergillaceae.